Messenger RNA from Acromyrmex echinatior (Panamanian leafcutter ant), 2129 nucleotides. Its product is annotated as small ribosomal subunit protein mS39. Gene Ontology annotation, cellular component: mitochondrion. NCBI's taxonomy places the organism in Eukaryota, Metazoa, Arthropoda, Insecta, Hymenoptera, Formicidae. Gene Ontology annotation, biological process: mitochondrial translation. The record is from RefSeq and is a predicted model, not a curated record. Gene Ontology annotation, molecular function: rRNA binding; ribosomal small subunit binding; protein binding.
ACCUGAUCUUACUCCAAUAAUCUAACCUUAAACUCGUGACUGUGAAGAUUGUAAGAAAAAGAUACAGAAAAAGAAUUAAUAAUUUCCUUUGUCUUUACAAUUAGCAUCAUGAAUUCUUUAUCAAAAAUUGUUCGUGGGAAAUUGUACCAGGAGUUGAUUGUACGAUUGCAGUCAACAACCACAACGUCAGCCUCAUUCUCAGACAUUCAAAUUCCAAACAGGAUAGAACGAGGUCCAACAGAUAUCUUGAAGGCUUUGGAAAGUACGAUAUCCAGAGAUUAUACGGCGCCACAUUAUAAGUUUCAUGAUGACCCUUACUUGAUACCUCAAUCAAGCGCGCAUAAUCGUUCAUACGCUUUAGCAAAAGAGUCUGGAAGGAAAACUGCAAUGUGGGUUCGUGAGGAACAUCACGAUUUAUUUCAGCAUAAAGUAGCAGAUCCUGAAAUUAAGGCAUUUGUACCACUUCCCAUUUAUACCGAAGAAAGUAAAGUAACAGAGGAAACAUUAUUAUAUGAAAUAUCAAAUGGUAAUGUUGUUAAUUGUAUCACGAUAUACGAUCUAUUAAAAGGUGAGAUGACAAUACCAACGAAACAGGCACUCUUGGAAUUGUUAUGUUUUUACAAUAAUGAACGAACCGACGAAUGGCUAGAGACUCGUUGGUUUAAAAUCGAUCAAAAACGUAAAAAGAAUGCUUGGCAAAAUUACUCACAAAUCAAUGUACUAUUCGAAUUUCUGAAGGAACAAGAACCCAAAAUAGCAGCUGCUGCGUACACCGCGAUGAUAUGUGGUUUGGCUAAAUGUUUCAGUCCGGACAAGGCUUGGCACUUUUAUGAUGAAAGUCAAAGAAAAAAUAUAUCGUUAUCUGUUGAUGGAUACAAUGCUAUGAUAUCAUUAAUACCAAUGCAAGGAGAGGAUUUUAAAUUAAAAUCAUCAGUAACUGAUAUUUAUAGAGCAAUGAUUAUAAACGGAAUCACUCCAAACAUACAUACCUUUAAUGCCGCUCUUAAUAUAGCAACUACUUUAAAAACCAAUCAAGUAGCUCUAGGUUUUACACGCAAGAUACUCGCUGAUAUUACAAAAUUCAAACUGAAGCCGUCGUUAACUACAUAUUAUUAUCUGCUGAAAAUUUUAAAUAGAUUCGGUGAUAUGUCAUAUAACAGCUUUAUAAAAAUUUUGACGUCUUUGAAGAAUGAAACCAUUACUAUUCAAAAUGAGAAAGAUUUAAAUUUCUUCGUUACCGCAAUGGAAAUGGCGUCCCAGCAGUUCUGUGAUCGUCAAGCAGGUGAAAUGGUGAAUGAGCUUCUUCUUACCGGUGAAAAUUACAAGUUUAUCAAUAACAAUAUAAGAGAACAUAUCUAUUACCGAAUGUAUUUGGAAUUAAUUUUGGCAACGGAAGAAUUUGAGACAUUCUUCAAGCUCUACAGCAAACUUGUACCGCAUGUGACUAUACCGGAACCUGCCGUGAUGAGUGCUAUAUUAGAAGCUCUUAAAUUACAUCCCGCGCAGACUGCCACGCAAUAUAUACCAAAACUGUGGUCGCACAUGAUCAUGUUCGGUCAUCUGAACAGGGAAGAGUUAUUGGAGAACAUAUUGCACUUGAUGAGCGUACAUUGUAAACCUGUGUCUGAUUCUCCAUUAAAUGCGCAAUUCACAGAGAUGGCAGUGAUUAUCUGGGAUCAUAUACAAACUCAAAAUUCUAAAAGGCUACAACACGUCUUGGUAUCUAACACAAUAAUGGGCAAUAUUAUACUGUUGUUGCUACGUGGAAAUAAUUUUACUAAAACGAUAGAAAUUAUAUCGUUAUUAGUUCGUUCACCAAACUUGAUUAAGAAUGGUCAAACCAUUACAACAAAGCAUAUAAACGAAAUAUUCGAACUGUGUUUAGCACAAGCAUAUGUGCCGGUAAUUUUCACACUUUUGGAGUACGUCACUUUCCAUAGUUUAGAAGGAGCCGGGGAAAUGGUUGAAAAGUUAUACAAAACUGUAUCCCUUACCCCCAAUCAGAAAAAUAUAUUGACUAGUUUAGUAGGUAUCGAUGUUCUCCAAUUACAGAUCUCUGAUGAGAAUUAGUCUUCGAAAUAAAGUCUGUAUUAUAAAAUAUAGAAAAUAUAGAAACCUUUUUGAGAAUA